CGCUCACACCUGCUUGGAUGAGUAUCUUACUCUCUCUGUCCAAGCAGCGAGCAGCAGCCUCUCUCUGGCUCCGUCCACCCUGCAGGAAGAUCUGGGCUCUGGAGCCAGGGAUUAUGAAACUGAACAUCAUGCUCUUCCUACAGACACCGUAGAACGAUGUCAUCCCAGUCUUAAAACACCUGCAAGAAAGGGGACAGUACUUUUCCAUUAAUAAAGCAAAUACUUCAUCCUGCUCUGAGAACCAACACAAUGGCUGUAUUCCCGAUAGUGUUGUUUCUGGCUGCUGUGCUGCUUCCAUCUUUACCCACAGAAGCAAAGGAUCCAUCCUUUACUGCCUUGUUAACCACUCAAACUCAAAUCCAAAAAGAGAUUGUAAAUAAACAUAAUGAAUUAAGGAAAUCAGUUUCUCCGCCUGCCAGCAACAUGCUGAAGAUGGAAUGGAACAGAGAAACAGCAGCAAAUGCCCAAAAAUGGGCAAACAAGUGCACUUUAGAACACAGCAAUGCAGAAGACCGAAAAACCAGUACAAAAUGUGGUGAGAAUCUCUAUAUGUCAAGUGACCCUACUUCCUGGUCAAAUGCGAUCCAAAACUGGUAUGAGGAACGCAAUAAUUUUGUCUAUGGUGUAGGACCUAAGAGUUCCAGUUCAGUUGUUGGACAUUACACCCAGCUUGUCUGGUACUCCUCUUUCCACGUUGGAUGUGGAAUUGCCUAUUGUCCCAAUCAAGAAAGUUUAAAAUACUACUAUGUUUGCCAAUAUUGUCCUGCGUAAGUAUAUACUUUAGAGUUUAACACAAUA
This is a messenger RNA of Panthera uncia (snow leopard), 798 nucleotides long. Its product is annotated as cysteine-rich secretory protein 2-like. The transcript has 8 exons. Gene Ontology annotation, cellular component: extracellular region. The coding region runs from base 250 to 771 and encodes 173 amino acids. Lineage: Eukaryota; Metazoa; Chordata; Mammalia; Carnivora; Felidae. The record is from RefSeq and is a predicted model, not a curated record.